CGGAACCUGACUUCAUUCAGAAGCUGAAGCAACUGUAUGACACUUGCAUGGAGAUUCCUGGACCAGCCAGGAUUGGGGUUAUCACGCAACACCUGGCUCAGUGGAUUUAAUAGUUCCAUCACAAAUGCUUAUUUCAAACUAAUGGUGAAAGCAGCAAAUAAGUUGGGUGCAGAUAAACACACUUCCGAAGACGAACUCAGAGCAGUGCUCCAUUUCAUGAUUCAGCUCGCGAAUCUCACUGCGCCACAAGAGCAAAGACGGGACAUGAACGCCUUGUAUCACAAGUAUACUGUAAAUCAGCUUACACAGGAGGUGCCAAAGCAUAUACAGUUGGUAUAUCUCAUCUAGUUAGUCCGUGCAGAGACGAUCGAGUUGACAGCCGGUCAGCGAGUGCCGAGUGGGUCGUCGAGUGCAUCGAAGAGUCUCUUAGUCUAUCGCGGUUAGUGCAUCGUCG
Messenger RNA from Stegodyphus dumicola, 454 nucleotides. Its product is annotated as endothelin-converting enzyme 2-like. NCBI's taxonomy places the organism in Eukaryota, Metazoa, Arthropoda, Arachnida, Araneae, Eresidae. The record is from RefSeq and is a predicted model, not a curated record.